Soboliphyme baturini is the source of this 420-nucleotide messenger RNA. The record is from the annotation of a GenBank genome assembly. NCBI's taxonomy places the organism in Eukaryota, Metazoa, Nematoda, Enoplea, Dioctophymatida, Soboliphymatidae.
UUAGUUGAAGUCCCUCGAAAUUUUCGACUUCUCGAAGAACUCGAAGAAGGCCAGAAAGGGAAAGGAGAUGGGACCAUUUCAUGGGGAUUAGAAGAUGACGAAGACAUGACGUUGUCACGUUGGACAUGUAUGAUCAUCGGUCCUGCACGAACGCCCUACGAAGGCAGAAUGUACAGCUUGAAAGUGGACUGUGGUCCCAGGUACCCUGCGGAACCUCCGGCGGUGCGUUUCAUUUCGAAGAUCAAUAUGUGUGGGGUUAAUGUAGCGAACGGCGUUAUCGAUCGACAUCGCAUAUCUGUGUUAGCCCGGUGGUCGAAAUGCUACACCAUUCGUCACAUCUUAGAAGAUAUUCGUCGAACAAUGACUACCAAAGAAAACCAACGGUUGAUUCAACCUCCGGAAGGUUCCUCGUACACCUGA